This is a messenger RNA of Cyphellophora attinorum, 1617 nucleotides long. Its product is annotated as Serine-type carboxypeptidase F. Gene Ontology annotation, biological process: proteolysis. Gene Ontology annotation, molecular function: serine-type carboxypeptidase activity. The transcript has 3 exons. The coding region runs from base 1 to 1617 and encodes 538 amino acids. The record is from RefSeq and is a predicted model, not a curated record. Lineage: Eukaryota; Fungi; Ascomycota; Eurotiomycetes; Chaetothyriales; Cyphellophoraceae.
AUGCAACGCCUGCCUGUAUUUCUGUGGCUAGCAUACCUGUCUACCGGCGUGCUUGGCAAGAACUUCCACCAGCAUAACCUGCAGAAGAGGAGUAGACAUGUCGAGCGAAGAGCCUCCGUUUCGUCGAACGACACAAGCUCAUUCAGAUACUACAGCAACUCGACCGAGCGUCCCUUUCGACAUCGGCGAGAUGUACGCUGGCUGAUCUCGAUCGACAACGGGUCAACGGACUCCUUGUUCUUCAUCUUCCAGCCCACCAUUGGCGAGCCCGUGGACGAGAUCACCAUCUACCUCAAUGGCGGGCCUGGCUGGAGCUCAUUUGAGUCGUUCUUCCAGGAGAUCGGGAGGUUCACGUGGCAGCCGGGAACUAUGCCCCGGGUCGACCAACCGAUCGGUACAGGCUACUCACCGGGGAAACCGACCGCGACCACCCUCGAACAGACCAGCACGGACUUCGUCAACUUCUUCCAAAACUUCGAAAAGACCUUCGGCAUCAGCGACUACAAAAUCUACGUCACCGGCGAAUCCUACGCCGGCCGCUACAUUCCUUACAUCGCCUCAGCCAUGCUCGACAAGAACGACACCACCCUCUUCAACGUAUCCGGCGCACUGCUCUAUGACCCCUGCAUCGGCAACUGGGACUUUACGCAACAAGAAGUCCCCGUCGUCCCCUUCGUGCGCGAGAACAACAACGUCAUGGGCUUCAACGAAUCAUUCCUGUCGCACCUCGAAACCCUCCACGAAUCCUGUGGCUACGCAGACAUCAUCUCGACCUACCUCACUUACCCACCGCCAGGGAACCAGCCUGCCGUAUUCUUCAACUCCUCCUCGCCCUCCAACUCCUCUUGCGCGCUUUGGGAGGCCCUCGAUCACAGCGCAUUCGCGUACAACCCGUGUUUCGACGUCUACGACGUCACCGCACAAUGUCCCCUGUUGUGGGACGUCCUCGGACACCGCACUCAAUUCGACUAUAUACCCGAAGGAACAAUUCCCUACCCAAAUCGAAGCGACGUCAAAGCCGCACUGCAUGUCCCAGAGGACACCAACUGGUACCUAGAUCAGCACUUCAACGUAUACGUCGCCGACGACGGCAGUGGCGGGCCCGAGAUGGCAGGCGAGACGAGUCUGGACCCAAUUCAGUACACUUUGCCGCGGGUCAUCGAGGCGACGAAUCGCGUCCUGGUCUCAAAUGGGGAUCUGGACAUGAUCAUCUUGACCAACGGAACUCUGCUCGCGAUCCAGAAUAUGGUAUGGACUCCCCCCCCAAGACACCCGCUCAUCCAAGCCAAGCCAUCCCACGUCCAACCCCUUCCUACUGCCGCCUCCUUACUAACACCACAAAACCCACAGACAUGGAAUGACAACCUCGGCUUCCAAUCCGCACCCAACCAGUCCCUAGUGAUUCAAACGCCCGACCUCGAAUACGAAGCAGUAUUCGCCGCCUCACACCAAAAGGGCCGCGACUUGCAACCCCAGGGAACAGUCGGCCAAUGGCAUUACGAGCGUGGACUGAUGUGGGUGCAGAGCUACCAGGGUACGCACACGCAGCCGGAGAGCCAGCCGCGGGCGGCGCUCGAGCAUCUGCGUUGGGUGUUGGGAAGAGUUGACAGUUUCUGA